Molecule: messenger RNA, 758 nt
Organism: Quercus lobata
Lineage: Eukaryota; Viridiplantae; Streptophyta; Magnoliopsida; Fagales; Fagaceae
Product: protein LIKE COV 2-like
Exons: 7
Coding region: 94-636 (180 amino acids)
Cellular component (GO): Golgi apparatus
Source: RefSeq, a predicted model, not a curated record
AGUUGUAGAGCGAGAGAGUUGGAUUGGGAACAGUUCAGUUAGAUAAGAAAAGAUCAAAUCAACUCUUUUUCUCUUUGAUUCUCUUUGAACUCAAUGGCAUCGACAUCGACAUCGACAUCGACGUCGUGUCCGCUGAACGACGUCGUCGCAGCAAAUUCUCCCCCAAACUCCCCAAAUUCCUCUUCCUCCACUCGCAAGGCUUGCUAUGCUGUUCUCCAGAGUUGGGUCUCACAGAAGUUUAUAACUGGAUGUGUGGUUCUCUUUCCUGUUGCUGUUACAUUCUUCAUCACAUGGUGGUUCAUUCAGUUUGUUGAUGGUUUCUUCAGUCCAACAUAUGCCAGGCUUGGCAUUGACUUAUUUGGCCUUGGAUUUAUUACAUCACUAAUUUUCGUAUUCUUUAUUGGUAUGUUUGCUUCAUCAUGGGUGGGUGCCACUGUUUUUUGGAUUGGAGAAUGGUUUAUAAAAAGAAUGCCCUUUGUAAAGCACAUUUACUCGGCCUCCAAACAGAUUAGUACUGCUAUUUCUCCAGAUCAAAAUACCACAGCUUUUAAAGAGGUUGCAAUCAUCCGUCAUCCUCGUGUUGGUGAAUAUGCAAUUGGUUUUAUCACAUCCUUUGUAGUCCUUCAGAGAUCAUAAUUUCAGUCGGUAUGACAAUGCCACGGGUGAUUUCUCCUACAGUAGGGAUUGCUCCUCUAAGUGAUGAUAUGCAUCUGGACACAAUAAUAUGAGGGCAUUAAGAACAGGAUUUCAUGAGGAGG